Molecule: messenger RNA, 1149 nt
Organism: Trichomonas vaginalis G3
Lineage: Eukaryota; Parabasalia; Trichomonadida; Trichomonadidae
Product: SLEI family protein family
Exons: 1
Coding region: 1-1149 (382 amino acids)
Source: RefSeq, a predicted model, not a curated record
AUGCUUCCUCUCUUCAACAAAGUGCCUUCCUCUCUUCAUCAAGGUGCUUCCUUCUCUUCAUCAAAGACGCUUCCUCUCUUCAUUCAAAGUACUUCCUCUCUUCAACACAAGUACUCCUCUCUUCAUCAAGGUGCUUCCUCUCUUCAUCAAGUGCUUCCUCACUCAUCAAGAUGCUUCUACUCCAUCAUGCAUCCAUCAUGCAGCUUCCUCGUCUUCUUCAAUAGUACUUCCUCUCUUCAUCAAAUCCUCUCUCUUGCUCAAGAUGCAGCUUCCUCUCUUCAACAAGGUGCUUCCUCUUCAUUCAUCAUAAUGCUUCCUCUCUUCAACAAAGUGCUUCCUUCUCUCAAGGUGCUUACCUCUCUUCAUCAAGAUGCUUUCCUCUCUCUUCAAAGUACUUCCUCUUUCAACAAUAAGUAUUCCUCUCUUCAUCAGGUGCUUCCCUCUCUUCAUCAAGAUGCUUCCUCUCUUCAUCAAGAUGCUUCCUCUCUUCAACAAAUGCUGCUUCCUCUCUUUCCACUUCAAGAUGCUUCCUCUUUCAACAAAGUGUUACUUCUCUCUCUUCAUCAAGAUGCUUUCCUCCUCUUCAUUCAAGGUGCUUCCUCUCUUCAACAAAUACUUCCUCUCUUCAUCAAGAUGCUUCUCUCUUCAACAAGUACUUCUCUCUUCAUAAGAUGCUUCCUCUUCUUCACACAUGUGCUUCUCUCAUCUUCAUCAAGAUGCUUUCCUCUCUCAACAAAGUGCUUCUCUCUCUUCAUCAAGGGUGCUUCCUCUCUUCAUUCAAGAGAUGCUUCUCCUCUUCUUCUUCAAAGUACUUCUUCUCUUCAACAAGUACUUCCUCUCUUCAUCAAGUGCUUCCUCUCUCAUCAAGAUGCUUCCUCACUCCAUCAAGAUGCUUCUCACUCAUUCAUGCAAUCCACCUCAUCAAGCUUCCUCUCUUCUCAAAGUACUUCCUCUCUUCAUCAAAGUACUUCCUCUCUUGUCAAGAUGCAUGCUUCCUCUUGCUUCAACAAGUGCUUCCCUCUCUUCAUAAAGCUUCCUCUCUUCACAAAGUCAUUCCUCUCUUUAUCAAGUGCCUUCCUCUCUUCAUCAAAUGCUUCCUCUCUUCUUCAAAGUACUUCUCUCUUCACAAUGUACUUCCUCUCUUCAUAA